Polypterus senegalus (gray bichir) is the source of this 3987-nucleotide messenger RNA. It is a transcript of the gene ca7, whose product is annotated as carbonic anhydrase VII. Bases 244 to 1149 code for a protein of 301 amino acids. Gene Ontology annotation, molecular function: zinc ion binding; carbonate dehydratase activity. The transcript has 9 exons. NCBI's taxonomy places the organism in Eukaryota, Metazoa, Chordata, Cladistia, Polypteriformes, Polypteridae. The record is from RefSeq and is a predicted model, not a curated record. Gene Ontology annotation, biological process: regulation of intracellular pH. Gene Ontology annotation, cellular component: cytoplasm.
ACAGUGCAAUGCAACAGACAACACUAAGGUCUCCUGUAUUAUUCCGUUUUUUGUCAUUUAAAAAAAUGUUACGUGUAUUAGCAAUCCUGUCUGUGAGCUACACGGAAAUGCAGCGACUGCCGCGGCUAGAAAUUGCGGAAUAUGAGACACAUCACCUCAUUGAGCCGGAUGAUUUGUGCCUUGAACUGUUCUUGAAAUGUUCCUCAAGAGAAGAGACCUUCGAAAAUUAAGGGGAUAAUCGCAAUGACGGGCCUGCAGUGGGGUUACGGAGAAGACAAUGGUCCAUCAGAGUGGCACAUUGAUUUUCCAAUUGCCCAAGGCAGUCGGCAGUCUCCCAUAAACAUUGUCACCUCUGAUGCUGUGUAUGAUCCUGACCUGUUGCCUUUAUCCAUUUGCUAUGAUAGCUGCACCUCCCUAAGCAUUUUCAAUGAUGGGCAUUCAGUUAUUGUUGAAUUUGAUGAUGUUGACAGCAAAACAGAACUGACGCCGCGCUUCCAGUUUCUGUGGAUGCAUUUUUUUAAAGCCCUUCCGUGCUGUCGCAAGUAUUUGUCAGGCCUGUUUAAACGUCAGACAUCAACUCGGCAGCCAGGUGUGAUCCAGUCAGGUCCCCUGCAAGUACCAUAUAGGCUAAAACAAUGCCAUUUCCAUUGGGGUGGUAAGAAUACACAUGGCUCGGAGCACACUGUGAAUGGCAAAUCCUAUGCCUCAGAGCUGCAUUUGGUUCAUUGGAAUGCUGUAAAAUAUAAAACUUUUGCUGAGGCAGCUGCUGCUCCAGAUGGACUCGCUGUGAUUGGCAUCUUCAUUGAGACUGGUGAUGAUCAUCCAGGUUUGCAUCAGCUAACAGAUGCAUUUUACAUGGUGAAGUUUAAGGGCUCAAAAGCAGUCUUUCCUGGCUUUAAUCCUAAAAGCCUCCUUCCAAAGAGCCUUCAUUACUGGACUUACCCUGGUUCCCUUACUACACCACCUCUGUAUGAGAAUGUCAUAUGGAUUGUCCUCAAAGAACCAAUCAAAAUUUCACAAAAGCAGAUGCAUAGGUUUAGACUGCUUCUUUUCAGCAGUGAAGAUGAGGAUCGACUUCCCAUGAUAGAUAACUUUCGGCCUCCACAACCACUGAAAGGCAGGAAGGUGCGAGCAUCAUUCUGUGAAUAAGGACAAGCCCAGGCAAUGACUUUGUCAAAUGUAUUCUGAAGGACUGUGAUUCAAGUGUAUUCUGUUUUCAUAGCUCACAGUAAAUCUCCCCAGAAUGCUGAAGCUGAAGGCUAAAUUCAAACUCCUGGAAGUCAAACAGAAUAGAUUUCUUUAAUAGAGCCAGAAAAAGAAACACUGCUGAAAAUAGCCAUUUUGGAUCUUUAUAGAACACAUAGAAAACAAGCUCUGGUCUCUUUGACAGGACUACUUUUCUCAAAUUAUUUUCUUGAGAUUAAUUUAUCUCGUGAGUGCUGUUAGCAUGAUUACAUUAUAAAUAGAACUGUUAAUUAAAUGUGUAAAAAAAGCCAAAUGAAAAGAACAGAAUGUGUUUGGGGGUUACAAUGAUAGAGCCUAGGUAAUUAUUGGUUUUAAGAAAUACAUUUGCUGUACAGAUUCAUCCCAAAGCUAUUAUCUGUAGUUUACUGGAUGUUUAAAGGCAUACAUAAUAGAGUGAUUCACAUGGGGAUUCUAAGCAGUGUGGGUGCACUAAUGUUUAUGUGGGUCUGUUUAAUAUGCAAUAGCUGAGUGUUCAUUUUUUUCCUGUUGCACUGUUGAAAGGUGCUAAAAACUGAACAUCAUUUCCAUAAGGGGCUUGGGAACAAAUAACUCAUUCGUUGUUUAGUGGGCAUUUAUUUGAUAACAACAGUUAUACAUAUUAGCAUGAAGUAGGACAGAACAGGUGGUAUUUUUUACUUCUAGUUAUCAAUAUUUAUUAUUGAGUCAGUGUGGACAAACUUAUUUAAACGAGUUCAAGGGGAAUUACUGUUGCAUACAUUCAUUUGACUAAUGUUAACAGAAUCCAUAAUGUAUGACUGUUAUGGCUGUCUCCGUAUGCUAAAACUAAAUAAAAGAUUACAUUUGAUUGCUAGGACUGAUGCAAUAAAGAAAUGUGAUACACAAUAAUUAUCAACCAGUGAAGAUGAUCCCUACAUGAGCCAAUGUUUGUGCGUGAUAGAUGUGAUUAUUAUUUAAAGAAGUGGCUAACUGGUGUGGCUAAAGCCAUGGGCACACACCAGAACCAGAAAUGACCAUGAAUUAAAGGCAAAAUACAAAUAAGGGAUCUGUGUGUUACACCUCAUCUGGUACAUUAGUGCUGUAUAUUUGAAAUCCAGCUAAUAUACUUCAAUAAUUUCUUGCUGCUCUAUUGACUAUUCAUUCCAAUACCACAUUUAAAUGAUUUCAAUUGAUCAAUAUGAAAAACUUUGCUUAGGUGAACUGUGGUGGGGACUGUAGUUUGUGGUGUUAUGAACAUACAGUUUGUUUGCCUAUAAGAAGGACUCUUCUAGUGCUUGUUCCACCAAAUAUACCUCUUUUGAGUAAUUCUUGCACUACACACUAUGGGAAACAUUACUAUUAGGAAUGGCAUUCUGCAUAUUCAGUAGAGCAGUCAAGUACUAAUAUUGUUGGAAGGUUUAAUUAUGACAAAAUUAACCACUGGGUAGUAUGCUUUGUAACAUUUGUUAAUGUGCCAUUGCUGCAGCUGAAUUAGUCAAGUUCCAGUCUCCUAGUUUAUUCGUUGACAAUCACAGCCUGGUAGGAAAGCAUGGCUCACUGCUAAGUAAAUCUGUGAACUGUUAGUUUCAGGGCCUUAACCCUUGGGGUGAUUCAGACAUUACAGACAUGUUCUAGCAACAUUUGAAUCAGAAACUUUAUAAAGUAAAGAAUAGGAUGAUAUGUGUAUGACAUAAAACAUCCUCUAGCUGAUUUGUAGAAAAACAUGUUCCCUUAUUGUUACUCUGCUGGUGUGUGGUGGAAAUCACUGCAGCCUACAGUCACAUACAGAAAUGUAUAUAAAUAGUCCUACUGUUCCUUUAAUAGUAAAAGCGGAAUUGUAAAAAAGGUGCCCCGUCUACUGUUAAGAUUUGCCAAUAGUCCUAAUGUGUAAAAUUAAGCAUAAUUAAGGCAUCAUGGAAUACGCAAAGACCACAAUGCUCCUUUUUAAUUAUAUACUUAUUUUAAAGGGCUCAUUAAAUUAUUUGAGUCAUCUGCAAUUUGUGAGCUCUGCUGAGAUAUUAGAGUCAUUACCAAAACCUGAAACAUUUUUCUAAAUGCCUAUGUGUUAGCCAUCUUCGUAAUAUAAAGAAAACUGGUGAACCAUUUGCUUUAACUGGCUUUUGCCUGUAGUUUGUUUUUACAUAGCACCUUCAAUGUUGUUCUCUUUUGAAGAUCUUGAUGUUCUAUAAUGCUGCUUCUUUAAAUCAUACAUGUAAAUUCAAGAACCCAUAAUAACAGCGUCUUGACAGUGCCAGUUGAGAAACUAAAACCUUGGCCCAUAUUUCAAGUAGUUUCAGCAUUAUAUGUCAUGAAAGACAAAAGAUGAACAUGAAGCUAACUCAUAAUUUCACGAGUCGAAAUGUGCUCCUGUCUUUUUGAUGUAAGUAAUAACAUUGUUUACUACAGCUCACUGCCAUAAACACUUUUAAUUUUUACACAUACAAAUAGAUGUUCUCAUUUGUUGUUUUGUUUUGUAAGUGGAUGACUGAUUUAAGAUAAGUCCGAGCACCUAUUUAUUCCCGGUUGAUUUCCUUUUUUUUGUGCUCUGUUUGUUUUUUCUUUGUUAAAGUGAUAAAACUGAAAAUUUCACAGGAGUAUUCUGGGCAUUACAUAUUUUAGUAUAGUUUCUGGGUAUUUUUUAUUUUUAUUUUGGCAGUUUUUAAAUCUUCAUGAAAUGUAAGAAAACAAAUGUCUAUUUUUUUAUUUUUGUCAGCUUUUUUAUUUUCAUUAGGAGCAAAAAAAUCUUUCAAUGUAUUUAAAAGCAAUUCUGAAAGUAUAACCAUAAUAAAAUAUAUUUAACAAGCA